Molecule: messenger RNA, 1265 nt
Organism: Oxyura jamaicensis (ruddy duck)
Lineage: Eukaryota; Metazoa; Chordata; Aves; Anseriformes; Anatidae
Gene: MTHFS
Product: methenyltetrahydrofolate synthetase
Exons: 3
Coding region: 49-690 (213 amino acids)
Biological process (GO): tetrahydrofolate interconversion; folic acid-containing compound biosynthetic process
Cellular component (GO): mitochondrion
Molecular function (GO): 5-formyltetrahydrofolate cyclo-ligase activity
Source: RefSeq, a predicted model, not a curated record
GCUCCACAAAGCUGCCCCGAGGCGUUGAGGCCCGGCUCCCCGGGGCUCAUGGAACCGCCACGGGAGGGCGGCGGCGGCGUCCCCGAAAUGGCGGCGGCGCUGCGGGCCGCCAAGCGGGCGCUGCGAGCGGAGAUGCGGCAGCGGCUGCGGGCGCUGGGCACGGCGGAGAAGCAGCGGCAAUCCCGCCUGCUGAGCCGCAAGGUGAUUGGGCAUUCAAGGUACCAAGAAUCCAAAAGAAUUGCAAUCUUCCUGAGCAUGCCAGAUGAAAUCCAGACAGAAGAAAUCAUUAAGGACAUAUUUAAGCAAGGCAAAGAGUGUUUCAUCCCACGUUACAAACCUGACAGCAAUCACAUGGACAUGCUAAAGUUAUCAUCAGCUGAAGACAUUUCUUCACUUACUUUGACAUCCUGGAAUAUUCUUCAGCCUAGUGACGAUGACAGUGCAAGAGAGGAAGCUCUUGCUGGUGGGGGUCUUGACCUUAUCUUCAUGCCAGGCCUUGGGUUUGAUAAAAAAGGCAACAGAUUGGGAAGAGGGAAAGGAUAUUACGAUACCUAUCUUGAAAGAUGUAUGAAACAUCCCAGUGGAAAGCCUUACACAAUUGCCUUGGCAUUUAAGGAACAGAUUUGUGAAUCUGUGCCCGUGGCAGAAAAUGAUGUCCAAGUAGAUGAAAUCCUUUAUGAAGACCACUGAAAGUAUCUUGAUACCAACCCACCUUCGGAGUGACCAACCAAAGACUUCAGAUCCAUCAAUCACAACUUUUUAAUUGUCAUAUAUGACAUUGGGAGCAAUAAAAUACAUAAUUUGUAUUCAAACAAGAAAAAAAAACACAAUGUAAAUGUGGUAAUAGUAAUGCAGAUUGCAUUGAUUUGCUUCUAAUUAGCAAAUAUCUGGAGUGAAUUCUUAUUCUAGAAUCAAUAGAAAUAAGAAUAUAUGACUGUUUUUGCAGUAGGAAUCAUUUCUUCUCAUCAUACUUGUGAGGAACAAGCUACUUGAUACCUAACAGUUUUAUUAUUCCAGUUUCAAAGUGAACCAUCUACUGAUGACAUUUCUUGAUCCAUUCUGAUAUUUGUUAUGGCAAACGUUCUUAGUACUGAAAUAUUAUGUGCAUCUUGUGAGCAAAACAAGAAACCAUCAGAUAAGUCGUAGAGUAAGCUGGGCCAAAACUGGUGAUUCAAAGUAAGUUUUAAUUGAUUUUAGUGUAUGCAAGUAAUGUUGGUUAUUUGGCUCUGUGAUCUCAUAAUAAAAAUAGUAUCUGUUAAGAACAA